GACACAAACUCAAAAAAUUAAAUAACCUUCGUGACCUAAAACUAAAUUAAUUAAUUUGUUUAGAUUUAUUGUAAAUAUGGCGAAGACUGUGAUACGAGACUUGCUACAAAUUUUCAAAAGCAGUGUAACAGCAGUUCUUCCAGAGAUCCUGAUAAGAAACUCUGUUCAAUAUAAUCCAAGAAAACAACAAUUAUCAAUUUUAAAUGAUAAGUAUGAGCUUCAAAACAAAGAUGUUUAUUUAGUUGGUACAGGCAAGGCCGUGCAGAAUAUGGCAAAGGAAAUCGAGAAGGUUAUGGGACCUAAAAUAAAACAAGGAAUAAUAAGUGUGCCUGUUGGAAGCCUGAAACAUAAACCAUCUGAAAUAAUAACUUACAUUGAAGGAGCCAAAAACAAUUUACCAGACACAAACGCAGAAAAUACUGCUAGGAAAAUAAAAGAUCUUGUUACAAAAUUGGGACAAAAUGAUAUGCUUCUAGUUUUAAUAUCAGGAGGUGGUUCAGCACUCCUGCCUUUGCCAAAAAAGCCUAUAACUUUAGAGGAGAAAACUACAUUGAUAAAGAAGCUAGCAAAUGCAGGGGCUGAUAUUAAAGAGCUGAAUUGUGUUAGGAAAGUGAUCUCGGAUGUAAAAGGCGGACAACUAGCUAUUCAAGCACAACCCGCACAAGUUGUCUCACUAAUACUAUCUGAUAUUGUUGGGGACCCCUUAGACUUGAUUGCAAGUGCACCUACAGUUGAAAACAAAGAUGAUCUAUCUGUAGCCCUGAAUAUAAUAAAGAAAUAUAACUUAGUUCAUGACCUCCCAAUGUCACUAAAAACUGUGCUAUCUGAAGAUAAAGAACAAAAAAUAUUUCCAAAAGAUAAUGUAAAGAAUUAUUUAAUUGGAACUAACAAACUAAGUAUAAACGCUGCUUUAGAAGAAGCUAGGAAUUUAAAUUAUUUAGCUCUCCCACUAUCUAACAUAGUAACAGGCAAUGUAAGAGAAGUAGCAAAGUCAUACGCUGGUCUUGCAAAACUUGUUUGCUAUCUAGUGGAUGGGAAAAUGAGCUUAAAUGAAGCAAAGGCACAAAUUGGUAGCCCAAAUAUUCCAGGGUUAAAUCUUGAUAUAUUAAAUCAGCUAGUUGAAGUUACUGAUAAAGAUAUUUGUCUUGUUCUUGGUGGAGAAAUAACAGUGGAAGUCAAAGGUACUGGGAAAGGAGGGAGAAAUCAACAACUUGCUCUUGAGUUUUCAACACUCAUACAUGAGAUAAAAGAUGAAUUGAAUAAGUUUGAAAUAUAUCUACUCAGUGCUGGAACAGAUGGUAUUGAUGGGCCUACAGAUGCUGCUGGUGCCAUAGGUUAUUCAAAUUUAGUUGCAGAUGCAACAAAAGAGAAUCUAGAUAUUAAUAACUACUUGGAUAAUAAUGAUUCCUAUAACUUUUAUAAAGCAUUUAAAUCUGGAGAGCUACAUGUGAUUACAGGGCAUACAAAUACUAAUGUAAUGGAUAUACAUUUAAUGAUAAUAAAAAGAUGCAAAUAG
Molecule: messenger RNA, 1516 nt
Organism: Leguminivora glycinivorella
Lineage: Eukaryota; Metazoa; Arthropoda; Insecta; Lepidoptera; Tortricidae
Product: glycerate kinase
Exons: 1
Coding region: 77-1516 (479 amino acids)
Biological process (GO): protein phosphorylation
Cellular component (GO): cytoplasm
Molecular function (GO): glycerate kinase activity
Source: RefSeq, a predicted model, not a curated record